AUGAGGCUUUUUACUAGACUCCAAACUCCAUUUCCAACAGCAAGACCUGCUUUUAUGUCACAAUCAUCAUAUAAAGUGUCAGACUCUGAAUGGAAUCUGGGUCGACUCAAUCAUAUAGCUGUCGCAGUGCCAGAUUUGGAAAAGGCUUCAACAUUUUAUAAGAGUGUCCUUGGGGCCGAGGUGAGUGAAGUGACCCCUCUUCCUGAACACGGAGUAUCUGUUGUUUUUGUCAACCUGGGAAAUACCAAGCUGGAACUACUUCACCCCUUGGGCAGUAACAGUCCAAUUGAUGGUUUUCUGCAGAAAAACAAGGCUGGAGGAUUACAUCACAUCUGCAUUGAGGUGGAUAACAUAAAUGCAACUUUGAUGGAUUUAAGAAAUAAGAAGAUCCGUAGUCUAACUGAAGAGGUCAAAAUAGGAGCACAUGGGAAGCCAGUGAUUUUUCUCCAUCCCAAAGACUGUGGUGGAGUCCUCGUGGAACUGGAGCAAGCUUGAUUUUUAUUUGCAAGAAAUUAAAUUAAUUGAUCUAAGAAAUUCUUAUAAGAAAGUGAUAUUCAUUGAUAGUAGCAACUUCUAAAAUUGGGGAAGUUUAGGGAACAGUGAAUAUAUUAAUGGGGGAAAGGAGGGUUAGAAGAAUUGUACAACUUGGCGAAUGUAAUCAUUGUUAGUGGAUUGUAUAUUUAAAAAUUAUUGGGUUGGUAUAUGAUUUACUGUGUAUAUUCUUACCAACAAUACAAAAUUAGAAAACUUUCAGAAUAUACCCUGGAACCUUUGACUGCUUCUAUUACUUAACAAUGAAAAAGUUAAAAUACUUACAUAUGUGUGUGUAUAUAUACUUAUAUAUAUGUAUUAUACUUGUAUGUACAUAUAUAUGCACAACACACAUAUUUAAUCAAAUUAUAUAGCAUUUAUGUAAUGUCUAAGAGCUUGAAAAAGUUGGUGACAAAAAUGUAAUUAAAAAUAGAACAUUUCCAAUGAACGUUUUGAAAAUUUUGUUAUUAUUAAUUUUGACUUCUAUACUUGUUUUGGAGAAAAUCAUGAUUAUUAAACAUUAAUAGAAAUUG
Messenger RNA from Echinops telfairi (small Madagascar hedgehog), 1064 nucleotides. It is a transcript of the gene MCEE, whose product is annotated as methylmalonyl-CoA epimerase. The transcript has 3 exons. Gene Ontology annotation, molecular function: methylmalonyl-CoA epimerase activity. Gene Ontology annotation, biological process: L-methylmalonyl-CoA metabolic process. The record is from RefSeq and is a predicted model, not a curated record. The coding region runs from base 1 to 495 and encodes 164 amino acids. Gene Ontology annotation, cellular component: mitochondrion. NCBI's taxonomy places the organism in Eukaryota, Metazoa, Chordata, Mammalia, Afrosoricida, Tenrecidae.